Molecule: messenger RNA, 2256 nt
Organism: Acipenser ruthenus (sterlet)
Lineage: Eukaryota; Metazoa; Chordata; Actinopteri; Acipenseriformes; Acipenseridae
Gene: lnp1
Product: leukemia NUP98 fusion partner 1
Exons: 4
Coding region: 359-928 (189 amino acids)
Source: RefSeq, a predicted model, not a curated record
UGAGAGCUCUGACCCCCUUAGGCUCUGUGUGACUUGGGCACCUCUGUAAUGGAAAGAUUAAAAGCAGCCCCCAUCCUCCCUUCCAGUAAACAGAUUAAAGGGGAUUGGCUUAUAUAUAAAGACGUUGCCAAAAGCUGAGAGAAUAUUUUUGGGUCUGCUUAAAACCACAACAUACCAACAACCAACCAAACAAACAAACCAGGGGAAUUUAAUUGACACAGCCCCUUUCUGAGAGAGACGCCAGAGGAGACGAGCAGAGCAGAGACAAGCAGAGCAUUGUUACUCUUCUCAAGUGAGAUUAGACAUUUUUUUUCUCUCCCGCUCUCACCCACCCUCAAAACUGUUUUACUCUCCGCACAUGGAACAUGAGGAGGAUGAGGAUGUUAACUUUGCCAAGUGGAUGAGCAGCUUCUGGGGGCACAGCGGGCCAGACGAGGCAAAGAGGGAUCGCAGAGCCAGCUGGAGAAGGAAGCCCAGAGUGGAGACUGAGAGGAGAGCCUCACUGCCCUGCCCGGCCCAGCUGUCUGCGAUGCACCUGACCAGGCUGCAGGCGUCAUCGAUGGGGCCAUCUCCCGUCUACCUGCAGAGCUGCAAGGAGCCCCGUGAGGAGAAGGAGUUCAGAGGCCACAUGAAAGUGCGCAGAGCUUCCUCCUCUGGAGAGACCCGCCAGAAAACCUCAGUACCAGAGAACCGAAUCAGCACCAUCCACGAGCUGUCUGAAUCCUUCGAGCGGAGGCUCCGCUUCCGUAGUGGACAAGCAGCUUCCCAGGGUGAAAAUGAUGACCCCUGUGUGAUUUGUCAUGAUGACCUCAAGACUGACACUGUCAGAGAACUCCACUGUAUGCAUAAGUUCCACAAAGAGUCUUCUGUUAACCAGGAAGACAACAGUCAAGCUACUCAGAAACCUUCCUUGUGUUGCAACCACUGAUGUUUUGAGUUUUGCUGGAAACUCUUCCGACCAUGAAGUUGGUCAUCUGACCCCACUUGACCAUACCUAUCCUGUUGAUAAUCUCAGUGUUUAUAUUGUUUAAAGCUAAUUGUAUGUUACAUUUACACUUCCUAGUUUUCAUUUAUAUAACAAAAUGAGCCUUAAGAAUGCCAGGUUGCCACAUCUCUUCUUUCAUGUAACUCCUGUUCCAGAGGCUGUUUAUAAUUACCAGUGCCAUGUUGCCUUGUUUGACCUUGAAAAAAGGCUGGUUGGCUAGUAAUGAAUACUGCUUGUGAUAUGUUGGCUUUUAGUCAUUUGUCGAACAGCUCUGUUAACUAAAUAUUUUUCUUAGUACUGCUUGUCUGUCUCAGUGUACCAAUUUGUGUUUUUAUAGUUUCAAAUUAAUAGUUGAUCUAUUAAUUAACUUUUUUCUCUUGUAAGUGAAACAAAACUUAGUCAGAAUAUGUGGUACUCAGUCCCUUAUAUUGUAGAUAGAGUUGGAACAGUAAUCAUUUAAAAGAAAGCAUUGCUGCACUUUUUGUAAAUGUAAAUAAAAAACAUUUUUUUCUGAAAUUAAGUUUUUAUUCCAAAAAUAUUCUAAUGAUAAAUGAAAUUCCAAUUCAGUCCCAACACAUAUAGAAGGGAAGCAUACAUGUGGACUUGAGUCGCAAAAUAUUACGGUUAGCUGCAGAAAAUGGCUUGUUAGCCACAGAUUCUGGGAGUGUUCGCUAAGAGAAUACUAAAUAAUAUACAUCUAUUGGCACUCUUACCACAAAGAAAUAUGUUUUCACACAAUUUAAACACUACUUGUAAUAUGCUUCCUACUAUGGCAAUUGCUAUAUAACAAGAAAUGUUUGCAGGCAGCAGAUUGACAUUUCUGGCAACCCUGCAUUGAACUUUGGGUAGAGUAGUCCAAUCUGUGACUAACAAAAAUAUACCAAAUCUCUUGGUUUUCGUUGAGAAUGACAUAUUCAUUAAUUAAAUACAUUGUUGGAACCAAGGCCUAGAUUAAAAGGGCCAAGAUGCCAUAACAGUAAACCAAGCACUGUAAAAAUCGAAUUGCCAAAAACAAAUCUACUUUUAAUGACGCAGGCAUUUCUUGUUUCCCAGUAGUGGUUAACACUGUACUGCUUUGAAUUGCUAUUUUGAAUUGCUCUGUGCUAAUCUGUAACCUGUGUAAAUGUAACAUAGUGCUUCUAGAUCUAGAGCUGACAUUGAUAUGGCAACCUUGUAUGCAUAGUAUCCUUGUAACCUGUGCUGUAAUAAUAAAGAGAUGGUGAAGACAACUUUGGAAGUCAAUAAAAGCCAUGACAGUCUGUACCAAAAAA